AUGGAGUGCAUGGAUGAUGGACAAACCUCUAUCAGGAAAGUUCACUGGAGACUGGCUGAGGCAGUGGCGUAUAUUCCAUUGGUACAUCUUCCUAACCUCAUUCAUGACAACCACGAAGCAAGUCGUGCGUGCCUGGUGUCACAAAUUAAUAUGAUUUUUAGGAUAAUAUGCAGAUUUAAAUUUAUAAAAGAUAAAAUACACGAUGGUAUUAUAUAUGGACGUUCCACCACAAGGCAGUCUUGGUCCACAUAUACCCUUACAAACAAAAGGUGUAAAUGGACAAGUCAUGAAGACAAGCGAAAGAUUGCCAUUAUGUCGGACAUUGAGAAUUACGAAUUCUCCGUGGACUUCCAGACAGCAGCCACCAAGGAACUGGGCUUCCUUAAAACAAUAGACGAAUAUCCUUCUCUGUAUGGAGGUCCCGCCCUCAAAUACGCCAUUUUCAGCAGAUUUGCAAAAAGUCUUUUGUUUUUGUCCUAUGAUAAUGCUUCUCCUUCGUGGCUGAUAUGUUAA
This is a messenger RNA of Saccostrea cuccullata (small rock oyster), 513 nucleotides long. RefSeq lists its product as uncharacterized. The record is from RefSeq and is a predicted model, not a curated record. NCBI's taxonomy places the organism in Eukaryota, Metazoa, Mollusca, Bivalvia, Ostreida, Ostreidae. The transcript is spliced from 4 exons. Bases 1 to 513 code for a protein of 170 amino acids.